Oryctolagus cuniculus (rabbit) is the source of this 4896-nucleotide messenger RNA. NCBI's taxonomy places the organism in Eukaryota, Metazoa, Chordata, Mammalia, Lagomorpha, Leporidae. The record is from RefSeq and is a predicted model, not a curated record.
GAGGACGGCACUGCCGCCCCGGUGGGGAGCAGGCUGUGAAACCGGUGGUCGUCGCAGCUCCGGAGAGGGAAGAUAACAUUUUCGUUUGAAAGGCAGAGGGAGAGAGAUCUCCCUCUGUUGGUUCACUCCCCAAAUGCUUGCAACUGCUGGGGCUGGGCCAGGCUGCAACCAGGAGUCAGGAACUUGGUCUGGGCCUCCCACCUGAGUGGCUGGGACCUAAGUACUUGAGCCCUCACCCGCUGCCUCCCAGGACACACUGGGAUCGGGAGUGCACUGGGGGCUGGAGGCCUCCUUGUCAAGUUGUGCUUCCUGCCCAAGGCUCAUCUGCUUCAGCCUGCUCUCCAGUCAUGGCCUCCCCAGACACAAGAAUAAAUGAGUCUCCCAUCUGCGUUAGUUGGGAUCUCCUUUCCCUAGUAGUUCUCAGUAGUGGGUAGGAACUGGAAUCACCUGGUGAUCCUGGUAAAGUGUGCAGGUCCGGCCCCCCAUCUGCUGCAAAGGGCCUGGGUCCCUCACAUCUCUGAGGCCCCAGGUGAUGCCAAUACCUGGCUCCACUGCACGGCUCUCCCCGGGCAGGCGUUGCUAAGCCCUUCUCUGGAAAGCUGCAAGGAGAGGCUAUUUGAGGGCAUGGGGAGCUCCUGGGGAGAGUCCCGCUGGAAGGGAAAAGGUGGAUCCUGUUAAUUAAUUAUCCCUCAAACCACCUGUCCUUAAAAGCAGGGCGUGCAGGCCAAGGUGGCGAGCGAGCUUAGCGAGAGGAGAGGAGCUGUGAAGCAGGUCUCUGAGCCCUGGAGGCCAAGGACAGUUUACUGGGCCACGGAUUUUAGACUAAAGAGACAAGGGUUCCAGCUGGCCUGCUGAGGCUAAUACAAAUACCUGGAGGAUGAGUCACCGGCCAGACACCCCCACUGUCCCCCGUGGCCAGACAAGGAGCCAGUUCCUGAGAGAGCAGAGGGUCUGUACCGACCUUCUGGAGAUGAUCCGGCACUUACAGCAGUCCCUGAAGGAGCACUUUACGCAGCUGACAACCUGGCAAAUGCAGGGGCUGUUGUCGUUGGAACAGAGGCACUCUGGAGCCAUCUGUAAGCAGGAAGACCUCCUCGAUGACCUGAUGUGCAAGAUGGUCAACCUGCUGGGGUCUGAGGCCGUGAGUGGCCUGGGGCUCCGCCCGCCUCUCCCUGUCCUGGAUUCUCAGGCUGCUAACAGGGGUGUGCGGAGGGUAUCAUCACCUCAGCAGGCUGACCAGCCGGUUCCCCAGCAGAGGGACUCAGAAGCCACACUUGUCAGCCAUGACCUCUCCAGCCGUGGAAUCGAAAUCUCUGUCUCUUACCACCUGGACUUCCAGGACUAUGAAGCCUACCAGAGAGACAAAUACCACAAAGUCAAGAACACCUUGGGCUUCAUUAACCUUGGCACCAGUGAGAACAAACUCUGCACCUAUCUGCUGACUGAAAGGCUGUGCCGGAGUGACAUGAACCGCAUGGAGAACAUCCUACUGCAAUAUCCUGAUUGGAGAGGGCAACCCUUCCUGCGGAAAGAAGUGGCUUGUUUCCUGACCGACUACUGCCAGGCUCCGUCUCCCCUUGAUCCCGAAAACGUGGUUAUUCUUAAUGGCUGCUACUCCAUCUUCUCUGCAUUGGCCAUGGUUCUGUGUGAUCCAGGGGAAGCCUUCCUGGUCCCCACCCCCUUCUUCGGUGGCUUCAUCUUUAGCUCCAACCUGUACGCGAGAGUUGAGCUGAUUCCCGUCCACCUAGAGAGUGAGGUCUCUGAGAACACCCAUCCUUUUCAGCUCACUGUGAACAAGUUGGAGCAAGCCCUGGUGGAAGCCAGACUGAAGCGGAAAAAGGUCAAAGGCCUCAUGCUCGUCAACCCCCGGAACUGUCUGGGUGACGUCUGCUCCCGGGACUCGCUGCAGGAAUACCUGGAAUUUGCAAAGAGGAACCGCCUCCAUGUGAUUGUGGAUGAGAGCUACAUGCUCUCUGUGUUUGAUGGAUCUGCCACAUUCCACAGUGUCCUGAGCCUAACCAGUUUGCCGGACCCCAACAGGACUCAUGUGAUCUGGGGAACUAGUAAGGAUUUUGGCAUCUCUGGCCUUCGCUUGGGGGCUCUAUACACCCACAGCAAGGGCGUGGCCUCUGCUGUGUGCUCCUUUGGCUGCCUCCAUGGUACCUCUGGCGUCACCCAGUACAAGCUGUACCGACUGCUCCAGGACAGAGAAUGGAUUGACAAGGUAUACCUGCCCACUAAUCGCUCCCGGCUCCAGGAUGCUUACAAGUACAUCACUGACGAGCUGAAGGCAUUGGAGGUCCCCUUUCUCAAGGGUGGCUCUGGGCUCUCUGUCUGGGUCAGCUUGAAAUCGUACCUGGAACCAUGCACAUUUGAUGGAGAGCUGGCCCUCCAUCGGCGCUUCCUAGACAACAAGUUGGUGCUAUCACGUGGCAAAAGCUUCAGGUGUGAGGAGCCUGGCUGGUUCCGCCUCACCUUUGCAGAGAAACCUUCCGAGCUGCAAGUGGCCAUGCAUCGGUUCCGUCAGGUGCUAGAGGAGCAGAAGCAGGAAUGGAUAGUGAAGCAGCUGGCGGACGCCAUGCGGGAGUAGGCUGCCGGCUUCCCAGCCCACGGCUCUCCCCGGUCACCUGCUCGGGGGCCCGUGGUCAGAGAGCGGCCUCUGGUCCUGAAGGCUGGGGUACUGGACUGUGGCUGUGACUGAGCAGAUGUGGGCUCCUCCGGGAACGGCCUCAUCUGACCCGCCAUCAACCUCCUCAAGCUGAGCACCUGCCAGCUUUGGGAGCUUAGCGGCUUUUUAGUCUUGGCAGCCAUUUUAUAUACAAAAACGGUGUUUUUAUUGGGGUUGGGAUGGGAAAGCCUGCAGGCACCUGGAUGGACAAAGGGAGCUGUCUGGGUAUCUAUUUUAGAUGGGUUCAGUUUUUAGAUUGACUAUCUAAUAAAUUCUGUAUUCUCUCAAAUUCCGGGACGUUUUCCUACUUACGUUCUCCAUGAACGCCUUUGGGGGAGAGACUUCUGAGUUCUGAGGCAGGUUAUGUAUAAAGUUUGCUGUCAGGGCAGUAGAGAAGAGAUGGAAAGAAGCAGUUCCUAGUGGAUGACACAAUUUCCAGGUGUUGGCUGCCAGGUUCCAGAGAAUUCUCACAGGGUCACACCCACCGUGGCGGUGGCGGCGGCGGCAGGGUGUGUGUGUGUGUGUGUGUGUGUGUGUGCACAUGUGUAAUUGCAGGCACUUUUUCCAAAGCAGAGUUCUUUGCACUUCUGUAUUUCCACGAGGCCUGAACAUGACUGUGCAGUGACAAACUUAGUGUCUUGGCCUGUUCGUGCUGCUCUGACAAUACCAGAAACUGGGUAGCUCAUAAUCAACCGACUUGGCUCAAGUCCAAGGUCAUGGCCCUGGCAGAUUCAACGUGUGGGGAUGGCCUGUGUGUUCUCUGUCCCCUCCCAGGGCAGGAGGGCUGAGGAGUCUUCCCUCUGCCUGCAGGAGCCAAUCACGCCUGCCCAAAGCCCUGCCUUCCUAAAACCAUCGCCUCAGGAGUAAGGAUUUCAAUACCUGAAUUUUAGGGGCCAGGUAAACAUUAUGUUCCGAGCACCUGGGAUCUUCCGUUUCUAUCUCGAGUGUUCUCAGCUGUUCAAGUCAUACCCACCCCUGCGCAUCUCUGCAGCGCCCUCACUCUGAAGCUGUGGGAUGGGCAGAGCAAGGGUUACCUUUGUAGAGGACUGAAAAGCUCUCAGAAUGCGAGUGUUUGGCCCAGCAGCUGAGACAUCACCUGGGAGGCCCACACGCCUCUCUGAGUGCUUGGGUCCGAGUCCCAGUUCUGCUUCCAAUUCCUCCUUCCUGCUGAUGCACACCCUGGGGAGCAGCAGGUGCUGGCUCGAGUACUCGGGUCCCUGCCACCCACGUGGGAGAUCAACAUUGAGUUCUGGGCUCCAGAUGUUAGCCUGACCUGGCCCUGGCAUCUGGGAAGUGAACUGGCAGAUGAAAGAUCUGUGUGUUCUUGUCUCUCUGCUCUUCAAGUAAUAUGAAAAAAAAAAAAAGGGUAUACAAAAACAAGACUAUGCUCCUCAGGCUUACGUGUGGUGUUUUGGGAAUUCUUUAAGAUGGUGAGAUGAUCCCAAAGUGUUCCCACGUGGGGGUAUUCGUGCAUGCUUUGAGUGGAGAAGUUAGCAGCAGAACUGACAUACAUGAGGGUACUUCAAGAAGUUCAUGCAAAAAUGGAAUUUGGAGGUUUUCUUGGUGCAAAUGAAAUUUUGACAUCCAUGCAUAAGUUCUCCCUAAGAUGCAUUUCCCAUGAACUUUUAGGAGACCCUUUGUAUAUGCUCCCAUAUGGGUGCCGGUUCAAUUCCCAGCUCAAGUUCAGCUCCCUGCUAAUGUGCCUGGGAAAUCAAUGGAGCAUGGCCCAAGUCCUUGGGCCCCUACGCCCAUGUGGAAGGCCCAGAAGAAGCUCCUGGCUCCUGGCUUCACGUUGGCUCAGCUCCAGUAGUUGCAGCCAUUUGGGGAGUGAACCAGCAGGUGGAAGACCUCUCGCUCUGUCUCUACCUCUCUAUGUAACUCUGUCUUUCAAAUCUUUAAAUAAUUUGUGCCUCAUGUAAUGGCACAGAUCAUAAGUGUACUAUUCAAGUUUCAAAACUUAUAGUCAGGGACCAGUGCUGUGGCAUAGUGGGUUAACGCCCUGACCUGGGGCACCGGCAUCCCAUAUGGGCACCGGUUUGAGACCCGGCUGCUCCACUUCCAAUCCAGCUCUCUGCUGUGGCCUGGGAAAGCAGUAGAAGAUGACCCAAGUCCUUGGGCCCCUGCACCCACAUUGGAGACCCAGAGGAGGCUCAUGGCUUCAGAUUGGCACAGCUCUGGCUGUUGUGGCCAACUGGUUAGUGAACCACCGGAUGGAAGACCUCCCUCCC